Molecule: messenger RNA, 879 nt
Organism: Diatraea saccharalis (sugarcane borer)
Lineage: Eukaryota; Metazoa; Arthropoda; Insecta; Lepidoptera; Crambidae
Source: the annotation of a GenBank genome assembly
AUGACAUACCUAGACGGUGUGUCAGCCGGCGGCGGAGGCUGGGAACCUCUGGGCCAGCCGUACUUCGAUAAUAGCACGAAGCGUGAGGCCACAGCCGCCGUGGGCCAACCUGCGUAUUUACAUUGCAGAGUACGCAACCUGGCCGACCGAGCGGUGUCGUGGAUUCGCAAACGAGACCUGCACAUCCUAACAGUGGGUGUGCACACAUACAGCAGCGACGCUAGGUUUGCAGCUCUCCACGCGGACGGCUCUGACGAAUGGACAUUAAGGGUGGCGCCUGCUCAACCAAGAGAUUCGGGUGCCUACGAAUGUCAAGUAUCAACAGAGCCGAAGAUCAGCUUAUCCUUCCGACUUACAGUUGUUGUGUCAAAGGCCGAAAUACUAUCCGGACCGGAAUUGUUUGUGAGAGCCGGAUCGGACAUCAAUCUCACUUGCGUCGCCAAGUACGCCCCCGACCCGCCCAGUUUCAUCUAUUGGUAUCGGGGCGAGCAAGUCGUGAACUAUGCUCAGCGCGGUGGUAUCAGUGUCGAGACAGAACAACGAACAAGAACCAGCAGGUUGCUGAUAGCAAGAGCUGCCCCCCACGACUCUGGCAACUACACCUGCGCGCCGAGCAGCUCCGAGUCAGCGUCAGUGAUAGUGCACGUGCUGAGUGGAGAACGACCAGCUGCGAUGCAGAGUUCAGGAUCAACACCACCUCGUAUGGACCGCGUCAUCCUCGCCUCCGUAGCAACAGUAUCUGCGAUCAACCAGCCGAAACCGUGGCUCCUAGUCCCUAUCACACUCCUCGCUCAGUACCUCUCAGUUAUCACCAUCGUUCUUAUCACUGUACUUGCUCACACAAUCGUCAUUGUUUCACAGAAAAUAUUUUCAAGAUGA